UAACCAAGUGCUGUAAGUUGCGAUAGAACUUGUUGCGGCCUGUGCAGCAGUUAAUUGAUAGAGCAACACUGAAAGUUGUUUGUCAUAAAUAGCUGUAAUAAUGCGAAAGUAUCAACAAUUGGCGCUCUUACUAAUAUCCUGCUUCAGUGUGGGUGUGCUCAUGAUGUACAAGAGCGAAAACAAUCGCUUAAAAUAUGUUUUAAAGUAUGUCAACUUCUUUGGCCGCAACGAUGCAGCGGUGCUGCGUCGCAUUCAGAACAGCACAACGGCCGAGGAUGAGGAGCGCCACUCCAAAUGGGUGUUUACCAAGCCACUGCCCGUUUGGCAGGUAAUUGGAGACUCCUUUUAUGCCUACUCGGCAUACUGGAAACAAAAAGAACUGGUCGUUGGGGGCGAGGCUCACGUUAUUGUGGUUGGCAAGAAGGGAGCUGUUGUGGACUUUCGGUGCAGCUUCGACGUGGGCGGUCGCAGUGUACAGGGCAAAUUUCGCUUUCAACGCGAUGCAGCGGAGGGCGUGGUCGAUGACAAGGCUAGCACCUUUACCAAUUACAAUUUCUUUUGUCAAGUCAGCCGCAAUUUCGGACAGCCAAAGUACGUUUCCUUUAGCGAUGCGACGUCCCCGUUCAAGAGGCAAGUGAAGCUGCAUCUGCGGUACUUGAAGCCGGCAAAGACAGUUGCCAAGACAACACAGACAACAGCAGCAGUACCAGCUGGACCGACCCUUACUGAAGUGCCUGUUCGCUUUCCUGCCACAAUUUGUGUUGAUUUGGUUAGCUUUGAUGUGGGCUCGCGAUUUGCACGCAAUGUGGAUGCCAUGGUGCAGUUCUUCCUAUUCCAUCAGGCGCUGGGUGUCCAACACUUCCUAGUUUACAACUACGAUGAGCUGCCGGAGCAAGUUGUACGCCUUUUGGAGCGCACCAAAAUGCAUCUGUAUAGCUUGCCCUUCAACUUCCCAUUUCUGCAAACGAAUGGCACGACUGCUCGCAUUCGUCAGCUGCUGCAGACGGAUUGCCUGCUACGCAAUGUGAAUUAUGCUAGCUUCACGAUGCUGCUCACUCCGAACGAACUGGUGUAUCCAAAUGCACGCUUCGCCGACAACUCGGGCAAGAACUCGCUGCAGCGGAAUCUUCGCGCCUAUGAAAGCGAUACAGUUCGCUUUGAGCUGUCCACCUUUGCCGUCUGCUUUGAUGAGCGCAGGAAGCUGCUCAUAGACAACGUGCAAUACGAUCCAGAGUUGAAGUCCAAGGUUCUCCUCUAUCGCCUGGAGUUGCCGGCAGCGCAGCUCUUGCUGCCCACGGCGAAGGGCGUCGAGCUGCCGUUGUCCAGUGGCUUCGCACAUCGCUAUGUAGAGUGCCAACAGGUGGGCGCAGAUGGGCUACAUGAUUGGCGCACUGGCGUGCGGGAGGAGAUGAUGGAGCACAUCACUCAGCUGCGCAAUGAAGUCGAUUUACUCAUUUAGAUGUUAAGUCUAGAGUUAAUUAAGCUAGUUAGGUUAAGCUAAAAGUAUUGACUCAAUUCGACUGCCAUAAUGCCAAAAGCUUUA
Drosophila navojoa is the source of this 1543-nucleotide messenger RNA. RefSeq lists its product as uncharacterized. Gene Ontology annotation, cellular component: cytoplasm. NCBI's taxonomy places the organism in Eukaryota, Metazoa, Arthropoda, Insecta, Diptera, Drosophilidae. The record is from RefSeq and is a predicted model, not a curated record.